Messenger RNA from Phalaenopsis equestris, 2503 nucleotides. RefSeq names its product pentatricopeptide repeat-containing protein At1g74850, chloroplastic. The record is from RefSeq and is a predicted model, not a curated record. Gene Ontology annotation, molecular function: protein binding. NCBI's taxonomy places the organism in Eukaryota, Viridiplantae, Streptophyta, Magnoliopsida, Asparagales, Orchidaceae.
UGUCCCUAUAAAAAAGGAGCCGUUUAUCGUUCGUUAUCAACGACGGCGAAACGCCGCCAGAAAUGUUUUCGCCGGCGUUUUUGCUAUUCUCCGAGCCGAGAAGUCAUCUCCAUCAUCAACUCCUACUCCACUAACCCAUUCUCCAUCACCCAUGUCUCUCUUCUUCCAGACCUCCCUACCUCCCCACUCCACCUCUCCUCCCUUCUCUCCCCGAAGCCUCCGCAAUCCCUUCUUCUCCGAGCAGCUAUCACUCUCCCGCCGUCCAUGUCUUCUUCCUUCAUCAGCCCUAUUCACGUCUACACCGGCCCCAUCGCCGGUGAGCAGAACGAAGCCGAAGGAGCUUGUGCUCUCAAACUCAUCGGCGCAGGUCGAGAAGGGCAAGUACAGCUACGAGGUGGAAACCCUAAUAAAUAAGCUCAGUAGUCUCCCCCCUCGCGGAAGCAUUGCCCGGUGCCUCGAGACAUUCCGCGGCCGCGUCUCCCUCUCCGAUUUCGCCCUCGUGUUCCGCGAGUUCGCCCGCCGCGGCGACUGGCAGCGUUCCCUUCGCCUCUUCAAGUACAUGCAGCGCCAGCUCUGGUGUCGUCCCGAUGAGCAUAUCCACGCUAUCCUUAUCGGCGUUCUCGGCCGUGAAUCACUCCUCGAUAAAGCCCGCGAGGUGUUCGACGAAAUGCCAGCCAAUUCCGUUCCCCGGAGUGUGCUCUCCUAUACCGCUAUAAUUAACGCCUACGCCCGCAAUGGACGCCAUGAGCCUGCCCUUCAACUCCUUUCGCAGAUGAAGGCUGAGCGUGUUUCCCCCUCCGUCCUCACUUACAACACCGUCCUCCAUGCCUGCUCUAGGGCGAAUCUACCAUGGGAUGCCCUUCUCAGCCUCUUCGCUGAAAUGCGGCACGACGGGAUCCAUCCCGACAUCGUGACUUAUAACACUUUGAUUGCCGCAGCAGGGGCAAGAAGCCUCGCCGAGCAGGUGGAGAUGGUUCUGAGGACUAUGCUUGACGCAGGUGUCACCCCUGACAAUUCCACACACGCGCACCUCGUUGAUUCAUUCGGGAAGCUUGGCCGGCUUGGGCGGGUUUCUGAGCUUCUUGCUGAGAUGGAAUCUGGCGGCCAUCUUCCUGAUGCUGCAGCGUAUAACGUGCUGAUGGAGGCUCAUGCACAUGAAGGUGAGAUGAAGGACGCCAUGGCUGUGCUGCGGCAAAUGCAAGCGCCUACUGCUGCCACGUACAGCAACCUGCUGAAUCUUUACGGUCGUUAUGGCCGGUACGAAAAUGUGCGGGAUCUUUUCCUGGAGAUGAAGGUUGGAAAUACUGAGCCUGAUGCCUCCACCUACAAUAUUCUCAUUCAGGUUUUCGGAGAAGGAGGUUACUUCAGGGAGGUGAUUACUUUGUUCCAUGACAUGUUGGAGGAGAAGGUGGAACCAAAUAUGGAAACUUAUGAAAACCUCAUUCUAGCUUGUGGUAAUGGCGGCCUCCAUGAAGAUGCCAAAGUUAUUCUGUCACAUAUGAACAGCAAGAAAGUUGUGCCCAGUACCAAGGCUUACACUGGUGUUAUUGAAGCUUAUGGACAGGCAGCUUUAUAUGAGUCAGCUGGAAUCAUGCCUGGUGUUAUAGAACAUUGCUUGUUGCUGUCUGUGUUGGCUAAGAAUGACAGGUGGGGCAAGGCAUAUGAACUUCUGGGUGAAAUGAAAUCAAAGAGGGCUUCUAACACUCAUAAAGUGAUCAGCUCCAUGAUCAAGGGGGAUUAUGAUGAUGAAUCUAAUUGGCAAAUGGUGGACUAUGUUUUUGACAAGUACAACUCUGCUGGUUGUAGUUUGGGUUUAAGAUUCUAUAAUGCUCUUCUAGAUGUACUAUGGUGGUUUGGCCAGAAGGAGCGUGCCGCACGAGUUCUUAACGAAGGGACGAGAAGAGGACUCUUCCCGGAGCUUUUUCGUCGGAGCAAACUCGUGUGGUCAGUUGAUGUGCAUAGGAUGUCUGUCGGUGGUGCUCUUACAGCGAUAUCUGUUUGGCUUCAUGACAUUCAUAAAAGAUUUCACAUUGGAGAAGAUCUUCCUCAUCUGGCUACAGUUGUGGUGACGCGAGGAGCGAUGGAGAAGAGUGCAGCAGCUAGGGCAUUACCUGUGGCAAAGGCGGCAUAUUCAUUUCUCCGGGAUAAUGUUUCUCAGUCCUUCCAUUUUCCUGGAUGGAGCAAAGGCCGAAUCGUCUGCCACCGCUCCCGGCUCAAGCGCCUGCCAUUAAUGGCGGCCGAAGAAUCUUCAGAGGCUUCCAUCAGUGCUCUGAUUCCCAUCACCAAUCUGAACUUCCCGCUUCCUGGUACUCGACUCAACACUUUAGGGAUUGAGAGCAGAGAAGAGGGGGUAGGUGAUGAGGGAUGAAGAAGGAUGAAGGUGGUGAGUUCUUUUGCAAAGGGAGAGUUUAUAGUUUGUUUUCCUCUCAUUUCAUGUAAUUCUUGUAAAUGUUUAGGGGUAAUUAUCUAAUAAUUUAAUUAUAAUCUCUGAUCAUUUAGUUAU